AUCGUCAUCCGGGUUAUUUCAGAAGCCAUCUUAGGUUUCUUCACCCCAGAAAACGCAGCUGAAAAAAAUUUGGUGUAAAACUUUCGUUAUUUUAUUUGAUUUGAUUUAAAUAACCAACAACAACAUUAUAAAGUUGUGGUUUUUCUCUUUAGACAACACUACUUCAACAGUGGCCCUCAAUUGUGCUCGCUUUUGUCUAUUAAUUACCCUUCUCCCCAGACGUCCGUCUCCCCCUCUUCAUCCAACAUUCACAUCAACCGUUUCAGUUUUAUUGUCUUUUUCAAUAUCAACCAGGAAAUAACUUCAAAAGUCUCUAAAAAUUAUUAAUAAUAAUGGGUCGGAAAAAGAAGAAGCAGUUGAAACCUUGGUGCUGGUACUGCAAUAGAGAAUUUGAUGAUGAAAAGAUUCUCAUCCAACAUCAAAAAGCAAAGCACUUCAAAUGCCAUAUAUGUCACAAGAAACUUUACACAGGGCCUGGCUUAUCGAUACAUUGUAUGCAAGUUCAUAAGGAAAAAGUUGAUAAAGUUCCCAAUGCAUUACCUGGUCGGAAUAACAUAGAAAUAGAAAUCUAUGGAAUGGAAGGAAUUCCGGAAGAAGAUAUGAAAGAACAUGAAAAACACAAACUUGGAAAAGGAGAUAAUCGGCAGCCGCAAGCAGACAGUGAUGAAGACAGCAACAGUUGUCCCGCUAACAACACUUACUUCAAUGGAGGUCAGGUACCAGUUGCUGCAAUGCCACCUUUUGUUCCUCCAGGGGCUCCUAGUAUGCCUCCUCUUCCUCCAGGACCGGGACCAGCUGGGCCAUUAGGGCCAAUAGGACCUAUCGGUCCAAUGGCGCCAAUGCCUCCUGUUGGCCCUAUGGGACCAAUAUCACAAAUAGGAAUGCAUCCAAACAAUGGUCCUGGUAUUCCCACAAUGGCUGUUCCUCCACGUGGAAUAAUGCCUCAAGUGUCAAGACCUCCAAUUUCCUCACAGUCUAUAACUUCAACACAGAAUGCACCAGCAAAACCUCUUUUCCCCGCUGCAGCAGCUGGACAGACACAGACUAGCACAUCGCGACCAGUUGGACCAGAUUUCAAACCCACCACAGCUAUAAGCCAAGCUAUGGCACAGAUAAAACCAACAUUUCCUUCAGCAGCUGCUGUCACAACAUCAAUCUCCCCCAGUGCCACAAUAUCAGGAGCACCUAUUAUCCGUAAACCAGAAUCGGCGUCAGGGUUAACGUCAAAGUUGAUGCAUCCGGAUGAAGACAUAUCACUGGAAGAAAGACGUGCCAGUCUCCCUAAGUAUAAAAAAGCCACUCAGUCGCCUCGGCCUGUACAAGGUAUGAUGACAUCUGGAAUGCUGUCUGGCCCAAUUCUCACUCGAAUGCCAGCCACUGUGCCACCAGCGAUGGGCAUCCGUGCUCCUUACAACCCAUAUCCACGUGGUGUCAUAAUGAAUCAACCAGCAACGACAACACAAUCACCGCAACAAGCAGGGAGGUUCUAAAUGUUAUGUUAGAGCUGUUUAUUUUCUUUUCUUCUUCUUUUUUUCUUCUUCUUCUCUUCUACUUCUCCCUUUUUAUUGCCACCAACUUAGAGUGUCCACCUCAUUGGUGAGUGUCAUAAUGGGAAUCACUAAAUUCUCUAGCAGUGACAGUCUGAUUGGUAAUUACAGCAGUAAUUGGUAAGCUCGUCAAUACUAUUAUUAUUAUUAUUCUUUAGCUUGAGCUUGCUGCUGCUACUGCUGUUCUUGCUGGUUAGCUCCAGUCUUCAGCUGCCAAUCUGUUAUUCCUCCUGCUCCCUUGCCCUCGUUCUUAUUUCACAAUCAUUUUCUGACUGUUCACUCCUUGAGAGAAAAAAACAAAACAAAGCAAGCAAAUGUAUAUUUUUCCUUUUUUUUUUUUUUUGUUAAAUACCUCUCCAUUAAACAAACUUUAUCUCUUUUCCUUACAAAAAUGUCUAUUUUUUAAGAAACCUGCCUAUUAGGAGUUUUCAGUAGAUCAUAAGCCUAAUUAACCUGAUGGGUAUUGUUAUGUACAGUUUAUGCAGGUGAGGGGAUAGAAGAAGACUUUAGCCCAGCUACUUACCAUCCAACACUUGAAUUCAAGGUAAGCGUCAUUGUUUAGUCUCUUCAGACUUCCCUCAUGUCCUUUUCUUUGUCUACAGCCACUUUUUUUUCCUAUCUCCAUCACUAGUACAACCAUAGCUGCUCUCCGCUCUUAAAUUAUUGAGUUACUCAUCUGCAAAGUUCUACCUUAUUCCAUCUUUCUGAUUUCUCCUAGCAGUGAGGAGAAUGUUGUUUUCUUUGGAUUAGCGGAAUCACGUUAAUAAUUCCUUAUUUUACUGGAGAAGUAAUACAAUUCAAAGAUUUCAAACUGUUUAAUUUUAUUGAUUAGAAAACUUGAUUAGCAAUUUUUUUUUUCCAUUCACAAAAUGUUUUCUGACCUCAGGAACUUGUGGCUAACCUUCUGAUUAUGUUCAAGAAACUCUGAAAUAAAACUCUUGUGUCAAAUGUGUGUAAUAAUAAUAAUAAUAAUAAUAAUAAUUAUAAUAAUCUCAAGCAAUUCAGACCUGCAUUUGCUACCCAUGGCAACACAACUGUCAAAGAUAUGGCAUACAAAAUCCAUUCUAUUUAUUGGAUAAAAUGAAUGUUGUGUAAAUGGUGUUCGAAGAAAUAGACGUCUAUAACAUUAAACCCUGAACAUUUUUAUUCCUGACACCAUUAGUUCAUUUGGUUGGGGGUAGGGUGGGCGAUGGGGGGUAAGGUUGAAACGUGAUCCUAAAUAGGGUGGGGAUGGGAGUGGGAGGAAUGUUUAUUUCAUCAGACAUUGAACACUGCUGGAAUCUGGUAAGUGUGUGAUUUAUGAACAUAUUCUCAACCCCUCCCCCUGCCCUGCUGUCCCCUGAGCCCCCCCUACCUAUUUAAUGUAUAGCUCAUUGUGUAUACUUGGGGUAUUUUUCAUUUCUAAUAAAUCACUCUAAGGAACAAGUUUUCAA
Molecule: messenger RNA, 2980 nt
Organism: Octopus sinensis (East Asian common octopus)
Lineage: Eukaryota; Metazoa; Mollusca; Cephalopoda; Octopoda; Octopodidae
Product: BUB3-interacting and GLEBS motif-containing protein ZNF207
Exons: 9
Coding region: 333-1490 (385 amino acids)
Cellular component (GO): nucleus
Molecular function (GO): DNA binding
Source: RefSeq, a predicted model, not a curated record